This is a messenger RNA of Dufourea novaeangliae, 2967 nucleotides long. RefSeq names its product catenin alpha (gene alpha-Cat). Gene Ontology annotation, biological process: cell migration; cell-cell adhesion. Gene Ontology annotation, molecular function: beta-catenin binding; cadherin binding; structural molecule activity. The transcript has 6 exons. Lineage: Eukaryota; Metazoa; Arthropoda; Insecta; Hymenoptera; Halictidae. Gene Ontology annotation, cellular component: actin cytoskeleton; catenin complex; adherens junction. The coding region runs from base 70 to 2901 and encodes 943 amino acids. The record is from RefSeq and is a predicted model, not a curated record.
UUUAUUCGUAAAUCCGUAGAUUUGAAGUUUUGCAGUCUUAUGAAGAAUUGACUUAUUUAAAACAACAAGAUGUCAGAUCACUUUGGUCCAAUAACUUUAAAAUGGGAUCCCAAGAAUUUAGAGAUUCGUACAAUGUCUGUAGAAAAGACAUUGGAGCCUUUGGUUUUACAAGUAACUACACUUGUAAACACAAAGGGUCCCAGCAAGAAGAAAAAAGGAAAGUCAAAGAGAGCCAGUGCUCUGGUCGGAACUGUAGAGAAGGCAACUAGUAAUUUCAUUGAAAGAGGUGAACAAAUUGCUUAUGAAAAUCCUGAUAUCACUGCUGAAAUGUUAAGUGCUGUGGAGGAAGUAAGGAAAACAGGUGCUGCCAUGAGCAUUGCUGCUAGGGAAUUCUCUGAAGAUCCUUGCUCCUCUUUAAAAAGAGGCAAUAUGGUCCGUGCUGCAAGAAAUCUAUUAUCUGCAGUAACUCGUUUACUUAUUCUAGCAGACAUGGUCGAUGUACAUUUGUUACUGAAAUCUUUGCACGUGGUGGAAGAUGAUCUGCAGAAGUUAAAGAAUGCAUCCUCCCAAGGAGAACUAUUAGAAAACAUCAAACAGUUUGGAAGAAAUGCAUCAGAACUUAUGAAUCAAGCUGCAAAACGUCAACAAGAAUUGAAAGAUCCUCAGUUAAGGGAUGACUUAGCUGCAGCCAGAGCUGUACUAAAGAAACACUCCACUAUGCUUCUCACUGCUUCUAAAGUUUAUGUUCGACAUCCUGAACUGGCCGCGGCAAAAGCAAAUCGUGAUUAUGUUUUGAAGCAAGUAUGCGAAGCUGUGAACACUAUUAAUGAUGUUGCCCAAGGAAAGACUCCUCUCGAUAGUCAGCAUCCUUACGAAGGCCCCGGUGAAUUAGCUGCUGCUUUAGACGAUUUUGAUGAAAGAAUGGUGAUGUCUCCACUUGCGUAUAACGAAGUACGUACAAGACCCAGCCUGGAGGAACGAUUGGAAAGCAUUAUAAGUGGUGCUGCACUGAUGGCAGAUUCUUCGUGCACCAGAGAUGAACGCCGAGAGCGCAUUGUUGCCGAAUGCAAUGCAGUUAGGCAAGCUCUUCAAGAUUUGCUCAGUGAAUAUAUGAAUAAUAUGGGCGUCAAGGAACAGUCAGAAGGUUUGGAAAGAGCGAUCGAUCAUAUGUGCAGAAAGACACGCGAUCUUCGUAGGCAAUUAAGAAAGGCCGUAGUAGAUCACGUGUCUGACAGCUUCUUAGAAACAAGCGUACCAUUAUUGGUUUUGAUCGAAGCUGCGAGAAACGGUCGUGACAAAGAAGUAGAAGAGUAUGCUCUUGUUUUCACAGAGCACGCAAAUAAGUUGGUCGAGGUGAAUUUCACAAACAAUAUUAUUCUAUUAAUUACCGAUCUUUAUUCGAAAAAAAGAUUCAGUGUUCGAUAUAUGUCAAUAAUGUUGCAUUCAUUUGAUCAGGUUGCCAAUCUAGUAUGUAGUAUGUCGGGAAACGAAGACGGUGUGAAGAUGGUUCGUUACGCUGCAGCUCAAAUCGGGAACCUAUGCCCGCAAGUAAUUAACGCGGCUCGCGUAUUGGCAGCUCGUAAUCGGUCGAAAGUCGCCCUAGACAACAUGGAAGUGUUUAGACAAGCAUGGGAGAACCAAGUGAGAGUAUUAACGGAAGCCGUCGACGACAUUACCACUAUCGACGAUUUCUUGGCCGUCUCCGAGAACCAUAUCUUGGAAGACGUGAACAAAUGCGUGCUGGCAUUGCAAGAAGGCGACGCAGACACUUUGGAUAGAACCGCUGGCGCAAUUCGCGGCCGUUCGGCCCGAGUCUGUAACGUUGUCCAAGCUGAGAUGGAUAACUACGAGCCUUGUAUCUAUACCAAACGGGUCUUAGAAGCCGUGAAAGUUCUUAGGGAACAAGUAAUGCCAAAAUUUGCGCAGAGAGUAGAAGUCGCUGUAGAUGCUUUGGGUAGUAAUCCCGCUAAAGACGUGGACGAGAAUGAUUUUAUAGAUGCUUCAAGACUAGUUUACGACGGAGUCCGUGAAAUUAGACGCGCUGUACUCAUGAAUAGAGCGGAUGAAGACUUGGAUCCGGAAGAUGUCGAGCUGGACGAACAUUAUACGCUGGAAACUCGCAGCAAAUCCAGUGCCCAAACUGGCGAGCACGGUGUCGAUGAAUAUCCAGAAAUUAGUGGUAUUACAACUGCUCGCGAAGCUAUGCGCAAAAUGCCAGAAGAAGACAAACAGAAGAUCUUGCAACAAGUGGAGUUUUUCAAGAGUGAAAAAUUAAAAUUCGACAAAGAGGUUGCCAAAUGGGACGACGCUGGAAAUGAUAUAAUUGUUUUGGCGAAGCAUAUGUGUAUGAUCAUGAUGGAAAUGACUGAUUUCACCAGAGGUCGUGGACCUCUAAAAACCACCAUGGAUGUUAUAAACGCAGCGAAAAAGAUUUCUGAAGCUGGAACGAAACUAGAUAAAUUAACUAGACAAAUCGCGGAUCAGUGCCCAGAGAGCUCUACCAAGAAAGAUCUCCUGGCAUAUUUACAACGUAUAGCAUUGUAUUGUCAUCAGAUGAAUAUAACUAGCAAAGUCAAAGCGGAUGUACAAAACAUUAGCGGUGAACUGAUUGUAUCUGGACUGGACAGUGCGACUUCCCUCAUUCAGGCGGCGAAAAAUUUAAUGAACGCAGUGGUUCUUACUGUUAAAGCUUCGUAUGUUGCGUCAACGAAGUAUCCUCGACAAUCAACGGUAACUUCUCCAAUCGUUGUUUGGAAAAUGAAGGCGCCAGAAAAGAAACCAUUGGUACGUCCUGAAAGACCAGAAGAAGUUAGGGCUAAAGUACGUAAGGGUUCACAGAAGAAAGUGCAAAAUCCAAUACAUGCACUUUCAGAGUUUCAGAGUCCUACAGAAAGUGUUUAAACUCUAACGUGUAAGUAAUUUAAUGAAUAUUAAAUCUAGAGACAGCAUCACCUUUGGAAAGCCCUU